Haliotis rufescens (red abalone) is the source of this 1934-nucleotide messenger RNA. RefSeq names its product 26S proteasome non-ATPase regulatory subunit 13-like. The transcript has 13 exons. The coding region runs from base 96 to 1232 and encodes 378 amino acids. NCBI's taxonomy places the organism in Eukaryota, Metazoa, Mollusca, Gastropoda, Lepetellida, Haliotidae. Gene Ontology annotation, cellular component: cytosol; proteasome regulatory particle, lid subcomplex; nucleus. The record is from RefSeq and is a predicted model, not a curated record. Gene Ontology annotation, molecular function: structural molecule activity. Gene Ontology annotation, biological process: ubiquitin-dependent protein catabolic process.
UGUUUAGACUGUUUCAUCUUGUUAGCAUACAGAAAUAGUUGUCUAUCAGAUACUUCUUAACCAAAAUCUGCUAUUCACGCUUCGAGUUGAUCAACAUGCCGAGGGACGUCGGAGCAUUCUUAGCUGAACAACAGCGUAAAAGCACUGGCGAUGUCGCCACAGAAUGGGGAACGCUUGAAGAACUAUAUAACAAAAAACUGUGGCAUCAGUUGACUCUGGAACUCUUGGAAUUUGUAAAGAAUCCAGUCUUCACCAAAGGAGAUGGACUGUUGCGGCUGUACGAAAACUUCCUUGCAGAUUUUGAACAUAGGAUCAACCCCUUGGCUCUCAUGGAGAUCUCUAUCUUCAUCGUGCGCCAGAUAACAGAUCCAAAAGCAGCUAUAGAAUUUCUGGAGAAAAUCAAAGACAAGGUGAAGAGCAGUGACGAGGCCAAGGUUCUGUGUAUCACCACCAUGGGUAUGGCCAAACUGAAGAACAAAGACUUCGACGGCACCAAGGUGCUUGUGGAGGAAUGCAAGGGCAUCUUGGAUGCUCUAUAUGGUGUGACGUCGGUCCACAGUCGCUUCUAUGAACUGUCCAGUAAUUACCACAAGCUGAUGGGGAACCAUGCCGAAUACUACAAGGAGGCUUUGCGAUACCUCGGCUGCACCGACCUGGCAGAUAUAGCAGCUGGGGAGCAGGUAGAGAGAGCCUUCAAUCUUGGGCUGGCGGCUGUCUUGGGGGAUGGAGUGUACAACUUUGGAGAACUGUUAGCUCACCCUAUCCUGGAGACACUGAAAGGUACAGAGCGAGGAUGGCUGGUAGAUCUUCUAUAUGCCUUUAACAGUGGCAACAUUGCCAAAUUUGAUGACCUCAAGAAACAGUGGCAGACACAGGCUGACCUGGCAGCACAUGAAGUCGGCAUGAGGCAGAAAAUAUCCCUGCUUUGUCUGAUGGAGAUCACAUUCAGGAGGCCGGCAACAAACAGACAGAUGACAUUCGCAGAGAUUGCACAAGAGGCCAAGGUUCCUCUCAAUGAGGUUGAGAUGCUGGUGAUGAAGGCACUGAGUCUCGGCCUUGUGAAAGGAUCAAUAGACGAAGUCGACUGCAAAGUUCAUAUGACCUGGGUACAACCACGCGUUCUCGACAUCUCACAGAUCUGCGGCAUGAAGACACGUCUGGACCAGUGGUGUGAGGAUGUGAAGCAGAUGGAGCGACUGGUGGAGGAUCGGGCUCACGACAUCCUCACAUAGCUCCUCCACACAGCAACGUACAGCAUCGUCACUCCAACAUCAUGUGUAGCAUGGCUCCCUCCUCAGGGAGGGGCCCUCUCGGGGUGCUGAAGGCGGACUACAUCAGUACAGUCGGGGCACUAACUGCCAACACUGAGUCAUGCAGACGCCUUGGGGCCUGUCACUUAUGGGAAAUAUCAGUAUUGAUAUAUCGACUGAAAUACAUGAUAUAAAGAGUAUUGCAUACAGCAUUUCAUAGGACGCCUUACCUUUUAUUUUUAAGCUUUUGAGACAGAAGUUGUUGACAAAGCACAAAAUACUACAAUAAAAGUUGGCCAACAUUAGCAGAUAUUUUCAAUAACUUUAGUUGUAUUUGUAUUCCGAUGUUGGAUAUGGAUACAGACUGUUUCAUGGAUAUUGUGUGUCAACACUUCUGUUUUCAAUGAUUAGCCCUCAUACUUUCAUAAUUCCCCUACAUGGGUCUUUAGAGUUCAUGAUGAUGUGAAUACCGCCAGCUUCAGAUUGUAUCCGGCAGAACGUAUGUUUGAGUGACAGCUGCUAGGUUGGGAUGCCAUGCCCAGAACAGUCAGGCCUGUAGAACAUGAACAACCUCCACUGCUACACAUGAUGUUGUCAUUCCAGUUAUAUUCUGUUGAUACCAAGUUCAUGUAUUUGUCUGCAUCAUCAUAUUGAAAUGAAAGGUCAAUAAACCUUCUCUAUUUA